UAAUCUCAAUUGAAUAAUAAUAAAUUAAAUAAUCAUCGUGACAAGGUGCUUAGUUCGAAUAACGGUACAAAUCCAUAAAUAAAAAAUAAAAAUGUUUUAAAAAAAAAUUAAAAAUGUACAGGUGGGAGAGCAAGUCCGGAAGUACAUAAUACAUUGACUAUUCAAUUUCUUCAUGACAGUUAGUGUUCUCCAACUCGGUAAACCUUUGAGUCUCGUAAAAAAAAAAUAAAAAAACCACCACCAAAGUCUUCAAUACUAUUAAAUAAAAUUAUAAAUGAAAAUAUAGUUUAACUUGAGGACAAAAAAUAUAAUGAAAAAAUGGAUUUUAAAUGGUCAUCAUAUAAAAAAUGUAAAAUUAAAAAAUAUAAAUAAAAAUUACAGAAAGCAGAAGAAUAAAUAUCCAGAUUUACGAGUUCAAUUGGAUGUAUUUGAUGAUCAAAAAGAUUCUGAUGAAGAACUUGUUAAUCAAGGUCCACCUGGUAUUGAUCUUUCAUCUCAUAUUGAUAUUUUUUAUGCAAUUCUUGGCCAGAUUGCUGAUACACCACAAGAAAUACCAUUUUUAAGUAUUCUUCAACAUUUAUUACGUCUAGAUCCAAAAGAAGCAGCAAGUGAUCUUGCAUGGGACACUGCUGAGACAUUAGUUCACAGAGCAACAUUACUUGAAAGUCGUGAUGACGUUACAAAGCUUUUAAGAUCACCAAGUCUCCAGACAAAUUUAUGCUGUCAUUGUCGAGGCAACGAUCAAACUUGUGGUACAUCAAGAAAAGCAUCAAUACCAGUUAGUAAUUCAACAGCACCAUUACCACCACCACCAUUACCAUUUUCAGAAAAUAAUUUAUUAUUAAAUACAAUUAAUAAUUUAACAUCAACACCAACACCACCUCCACCACCACCACCACCGCCAACAACAACAACAAUAUUACCAACAUUUGUACUACCACCACCUCCACCACCACCACCAUUAUUUGCAAACGUAACAACAUCAAAUAUUAAUGCUAAAAUGGAACCACCAUUACCACCACCACUUCAAGUACCAACAAUUAAUAGAAUACCAACACCAGAACCAAAUCAUGCUAAUCAUGCAAAAUUAUUACCACAACAAGAAAUACCAACACCAAAAACUAAAAUGAAGACAAUUAAUUGGAAUAAAAUACCAAAUCAUAAAGUAAUUGGAAAAAAAAAUAUAUGGUCACUUGUUGCUGAUGAUCAUCAAAAUUCACCAAUGGCUGAUUUAGAUUGGUCAGAAAUGGAAGGUUUAUUUUGUCAACAAGUACCAUUAAUAAUACCACAAAUAACAUGUACAAAUGGAAUUAAUGGAAUUGGUAGUAAUGAUGCUGAACGUAAAAAACGUGAACCAACUGAAAUAGCAUUACUUGAUGGUAAAAGAAGUUUAAAUGUAAAUAUAUUUUUAAAACAAUUUAGAAGUUCAAAUGAAAAUAUAAUACAAUUAAUACGUGAUGGUGGACAUGAUGAUAUUGGUGCUGAAAAAUUACGUGGUUUAUUAAAAAUAUUACCAGAAGUUGAUGAACUUGAAAUGUUAAAAACUUUUGAUGGUGAUAAAACAAAAUUAGGUAAUGCUGAAAAAUUUUUUUUACAAUUAAUACAAGUACCAAAUUAUAAACUACGUAUUGAAUGUAUGUUAUUGAAAGAAGAAUUUUCAGCAAAUAUGAGUUAUUUAGAACCAAGUAUUAAUUCAAUGAUCCUCGCUGGCGAAGAUUUAAUGACAAAUAAACCAUUACAAGAAGUACUUUAUAUGGUAUUAGUUGCUGGUAAUUUUUUAAAUUCAGGUGGUUAUGCUGGUAAUGCAGCUGGUGUUAAAUUAUCAUCAUUACAAAAAUUAACUGAAAUAAGAGCAAAUAAACCUGGUAUGAAUUUAAUACAUUUUGUUGCAUUACAAGCUGAAAAAAAACGUAAAGAUUUAUUAAAUUUUGCUAGAAAUUUAAGUGCACUUGAAGCAGCAACUAAAACAACAAUUGAACAAUUAACAAAUGAAUUUAAUACAUUGGAUAAUAAAAUUAAAAAAAUUAAUAAUCAAAUACAAUUAUUAACAACUGAAAUUGAUAUACAAGAACAAAUGGCACAAUUUUUACAAAUGGCUGAACAAGAAAUGGGACAAUUAAAAAGAGAUAUGGAAGAAUUAGAAGGUGUUAGAAAAACUUUAGCUGAAUUUUUUUGUGAAGAUUCAAAUACAUUUAAAAUUGAAGAAUGUUUUAAAAUAUUUCAUCAAUUUUGUCAAAAAUUUAAUCAAGCUAUUGCUGAAAAUGAAAGAAGAAAAAUUCAAGAAGAACAAAUUAAUGCUAGAAGAAAACAACGUGAGGAACAACUUAUUGCUCGUAAACGAAUGUUGAGCAAUCAAGCUGAUCCUCCUCCUGGUUCUGAAUCUGAUUACCUUAUGGAUUAUGGAAUAAUGGAUAUACAAUCUGGUUUUUCGAAAAAUCCAUACAAUCGCAGUGAUGUUAAAAUUAAAAGAUUACAAAAUGGUGGUGUUACAUCAGAUGAAGAUAUAUCAAUAACUGGAUCACCAAGUAUAAGACGUCGUCUUGGUUCAUGUUCAGGUGGUCCAGAUAAUCAAUUAAAUAAAGAAGACACUUAUUCACCAGAUAUAACACCAAAUGGUACAUUGAGACGUCGAAGAAGUAGAAUACCAUGUGAAGAAGAUGACGGUAAUCUUAUGGAUUUUUUGAGAACAACUGGUCAAGAUAAUACUAGAGAAAGAAAAUCAUGGGGAAGUUUAGAUCGUUCAUGGGCAAGAAGAGCACGUGGACAACCACGCCGGGGUGAUCUUUUAAAUGCUGAUUUUUCUGGUGAUCGUGAAAGACCAAAUUCACCAUCACCACUUGCUGAAACAAAACCAUUUUUACAAGAAGAAGAAACAAAACCAACUGGAAGAGCUUGGAGACAAAAAAUUGAAGCAUGGUUAACUGAAAAUGAAAAAGAAGAACGUGCAGGUGAAGAAUUACAAAGAAAAGCACGUCAAUUACAAGCUAAUAGAAAAUCAUUUGAAGAUUCAGAAAAUGAAGGUAAAAUAAGUACUGAUGAUAAUUUAUUACGACCUGGUUAUUCUGAUGUAUAUGAUUGGCGUCCAUCAGUUGAAAAAACUGAUGUAAUGAGAACAAUGGAAGCCAUUGAAGAAGCACAGCCACAUCAAUCACAAACAAAUAAAUCAUCAUGGCGUAAAACAAGUUUAACUGUUCCAUCAAAUAACGAAGAUAAUGAUCCAAGAUAUACAAGAAGAUUACGUACAAGAUUAGUUAAUGACAAUGUCCUUGGUCAAAGUACACUUCAGGCAAUACGUGAAGAAGAAAGAAAGAAAAAUAAAACAAAUGAUUCAGGUGGAUUAGAUGGUUUAGAUGAGUUAACAAUUUAUUUACGACAACCAAAUAGUACACCUGUUAGAAGAUUAUCAAAAAGUGGAAAACGAAUAACAACAACAACAGAAGAAGAAGAGGAUAAAGUUAGUGAUAAAAUUGAAAUUGAUUGUGAUAAUAUUGAAACACCACCAGUGACAAGAAGAGUAUUUAGUCCACCAAGAGAAAUUAAAUCAAUUGAAAAAGAAUUAUGUAAAAGAGAAAGAUGUACAAGUGUAAUACAACCAAGAGAUAAUAAAAUAGUAACAAGUACAACAAUCACACCAUCAACAACAACAACAAGCACAACAACAACAAAACCAAUUGAUACAAAUAAUGAUCUUGGAAGUGGUAAUUUCGAUCGUUAUUCAGCAGCAAGAAAAACUCGUCGUUAUAAAAAAAAUCAAGAUAAUCCACUUGAUAAAGAUUCAUUAAAAUCUGAUAAUUCAACUGAAUAUUUAGAUAAUAUUAUUGAUAGUAAUACAACAAACGAAAAACCACAACGUCCAAGAACUUUAUCAUUAAUUGAUGAUAAUAAUAAAGAUUCAGAUGCAAUGUUACGUAUAUGGCAAGAUAAAUUAAAACGUCGUAAUAAUACAUCAAAUGAAAAUGAUAAUACAUUAACAAAUAUAUUAAAUAAAUCAAUAACAAUAAAUGAUGAUAUUAUUAAUGAAAGAUUACGUCAAAGAAAUUCAAGAUUACCAAUAACACAACCAGCACCAGUUAUUGCUGUUACAAAUACUGUAUUAAGUCCAGUUAUGCAAGAAUCACAUCCACGUGAAACAUCACAAAUAUGGCCAGAAAGAGCUGUAUCAUGUCGUGAAAGACACAGAAGUAUGAUUGAUCCAAGUCAAGUACGUGAAGCAUUAAGAAUAACAAAUAAUCCACCAAAUAAUAUUAAUCAAAAUUCAAAUAUAAUAUUACGUAUAACAACACCAGAAAUAUGUCAUGAUAAUGAUAAAAAAAUAAUUGAUAAAGAUAAUAAACAUAUUGAUAAUAAUGUAACAUUAAAUAAUAAUGAUGAUGUUGAUAAUAAUGGUAAUGAUAAAAUUAAAAUAACAUCAACAAAUUCAUUAUUUAAAAAUCGUUUUAUACCAGAUAUUUGUAUAACAAAUAAUAAUAAUAAUAAUAAUACAACAACAACAACAAUUGUUGGUAAAACAAAUAAAGAAAGUGAAUUAAAUGAUGAAGGUUUUGAAGAAACACAAAGUCUUGUUUCUGAAACAUUAAGUCAAGAAACAUCAUCUGGUAAUUAUGAAACAGAUACACAUGAUUCAACAAGAUGUUCACCAGCUGAUAUGAAUUAUACAAAUAAAAAAAUAAAUAAUAAUAAUAAUGAUAUUAAAAAAAGUAUAGAAAAAAAAUUAAAUAAAAAAUUAAAUGAUAAAAUUGAUAUAAAACAAUUAAAAAUAACUGAUAAUAAAUGUAAAACAAAUAUAAAUUUAAUUGAUAAUAAAACAAGUUAUUUACCAAAAAAAAAAAUAAUUGGUAAUAAUAAUAUAUAUAAUAAUAAUGAUAAAAAAAUUAUAUUAAAAAAAAAUGAAGUUGAAAGAUCUGGUUCAAAAAGUAGUUUGAGAAGUUCACGUAGUUCUUUAAAUAGUUCAACAUCAGUUAAUACUGUUAAAAAAUUACCAUCUAAAAAUAUUGGUAAUUAUACAACAGCACUUCGUGCCAUGACAAAUAGUCUUAGAAAAGGUUCAUCAAUAUCACUACCUCCUCCUAGUACUAGUAGUAGUAGUAUUUAUCAUUCAAAUAAAUACAAUGAUAUUAAUAAAAAAUUAUCAACAUCAAAAACAACAGUUAACAGUAGAAUACCAGCAAGUAGAAGUAGCAGCAGUGGUAGUAGUAGUAUUGGUCAAGUUAUUAAAAAUAAUAAAAAAAUACAAAUUCCAACAAGUGAAGUUAAAACACCAACGAGAAUACGUCCAAUUGUAUCAACAAGAAGUAACAGUACAAGUAACAUUGGUAAUCAUAAAUUAUUACAAAAUCGUACAUCAAGUUCAAGAACACUUACACCAACAUUGAGCAAAACAAAACUCAUUCAACCACGUAAUCAUAGCUUCAUGAGACCAACAACAGCAAGUGUCAAUAAAGGUUCAACUCCUAAUAUUUCGAAAACUAUCAAAACUUAUGCUAAAUAAAUAUUUUUUUCUUUUUAAAUUUGAAUCUAUUAACAGGUUUUAUUAUUUUUUUUUAUUGGACUGAUGCAAUACUCUAGAUUAAUCAAAAAUAAAUUAAACAAUAGUCAGAGUAUAUGCAAAAUAAUUUUACACUUUCAUAAACGAAAAACAAAAAAAAUAUAAAACAAUUUUUUAUAUAGAAACUAAUUUUAAGUAAGAAUAUAUAAAUAACGUUUUUUUUUAAAUUAACUAUUAAAAUUAUAUUUUAAAUAUUAACAGUUGAUUGUUAAUUACAGAAAAUUGAUAUUAUAGAACAAAAAAAUUAUUAAAAAUAAUUUUAAUAUUUGGAUUAUUGCCACACAUGAAAAAUUUCGAAAAUAAUUAUAACAGUUACCAAAGUUCGAUUAAACCCAAUGAUGUAUUUCCAGAUUUUUUUUUUUUUUUUUUUUUUAAUAUUAACUAAGUCUAAUGAGAACAAGAGAGA
Molecule: messenger RNA, 5951 nt
Organism: Aphidius gifuensis
Lineage: Eukaryota; Metazoa; Arthropoda; Insecta; Hymenoptera; Braconidae
Gene: form3
Exons: 11
Coding region: 311-5488 (1725 amino acids)
Biological process (GO): cellular component organization
Molecular function (GO): actin binding
Source: RefSeq, a predicted model, not a curated record